UGCGGUCUCUACCUUGGACAUGUAAAUUAUGAUCUUCCUUCAGACAUCUGACGUUGUAUGUUUUUCGGAGCGAAUGGUUAUCUAGGAUAGUACUACAAGCUAAUGGUUUCAGAGUGUUGGAUUGAAGAGAAGAAGGUAGAGAAGAUGACGCAACCAAGCAAAGAGCCCUGUAAGAAAGAGGCCUGCAAUAUUCAAGCUUGCCUCUCCAAGAACAAUUUCCUCCCACAAAGGUUUCUUCGAUAUGGUCUUUCAUUUCCUGUGAAACUGCAAGAUAACUAUCCAAGUCCUACAGAAAUAGUAUCCAAGUCCUACAGAAAUAGUGUGUCAAAGUUAUCCAGCAGCUGCAGUAUUGCUGCGAGCAAUGUGAAUACAAAUCCACACAUUGUGCAUCAGUAGCUGGUAUUUUGAAGCAGAUAAACAAGUAAACACACAUCGGUUGCAGCCAGUGUUUUUGCUCUUGCUCUAUUUUGCAGUGCUUGGAGCAAUUGUUGCUACUAACAUUAGGAACUUGAAUGUAACACAGGAAUAUUGCAUAAUAUACCAUUGUAAAAGAAAAGCAUCUACAACCGAUCA
Molecule: messenger RNA, 573 nt
Organism: Salvia hispanica
Lineage: Eukaryota; Viridiplantae; Streptophyta; Magnoliopsida; Lamiales; Lamiaceae
Source: RefSeq, a predicted model, not a curated record